Sphaeroforma arctica JP610 is the source of this 2264-nucleotide messenger RNA. RefSeq lists its product as hypothetical. The transcript has 3 exons. Lineage: Eukaryota; Ichthyosporea; Ichthyophonida. The coding region runs from base 842 to 2206 and encodes 454 amino acids. The record is from RefSeq and is a predicted model, not a curated record.
CAUCCAUAGUGGUGGUAUAGUUACAUAGUAGGUUUACAUCACUUAAAUGCACGCCAUACUUUAGCGAUCACAGUCACAGUCACAUAGUUUGUAGACAGUAUUAGAGGGAUUAGACAGGGAUAGUAUAGUGAUUGACAUUACCUGUUGCGAUGGCGGGAGAAGACGGUGAGAAUGGUGGAAGUGACGGGUCAAUGGACAACCAUGUAUCUGAUUCUGAAGAUGACAUGGAACAUGUUCAAUUGCUACCGGCACAAGCACUCAGCAGGAAGAGAAGCAGGGUGUCGGUAACAGUGUUAGCAGUCAUAUUGUCAAUUGGAGGGACAGUGUCACAACUCGCAAACAGCAAGACUUACAACCACCCAGUUUGAAAUCUAAUUCAUAAAACACAAAUCGAUCAUUCAUUGCAAAUCGAUCGUUCGGUGCAAUGAAUAUCACAUAUCCCCCUGUACAAUCAAUUAGAGGUUAUAAGAAUGGUCAACAACUAGCUGAAUAUAUGCAAAGAGUAGCAGGAAACACACCUCUGCGCGCAAACACAAGUAACACUCGUAGCAACACAUGAUCUACCUCAUCAAAACGAAAAGGUACACGAAAACUCAUUUCAACUACAAAAACACGAGACGAGUACAAUAUACGGAAGGCACGAGCGCGGAAUACGGUUAUCAACAUACAUGAAGCAAUAAAUAAGAAACGUAGAAGCGAAGGCUACCAUCCUGCAAUUCCAGCCCAGACAAGUAGAAGUACGCAUGCAUGCAUAAAUACAAACACAUCGUUCAAUUCACGAACAAUAGAAUUUAGCGCAGCAUCAAGUACGGAAGGGGGUAGCACAAGUACAUACGCUCGUAUGGAUACAAAUACAUCCGCCGCAUCACAAGGAGUAGAAGUCAGCACAGAAUCUAGCACAGAAGACGGCGACACAAGUACACGCGCACGUAGGAAUACAAAGACAACCACCACAUCACAAGGGGCAGAAGUCAGCACACAAUCUAGCACAGAAGACGGCGACACAAGUACACGCGCAAGUAUGAAUACAAAAACAAUCACCACAUCACAAGGGGCAGAAGUCAGCUCAGAAUCAUGCACAGAAGACGGCGACACGAGUACACGCGCACGUAUGAAUACAAAUACAACCACCACAUCACAAGGGGCAGAAGUCAGCACAGAAUCUAGCACAGAAGACGGCGACACGAGUACACGCGCACGUAUGAAUACAAAUACAUCCAACACAUCACAAGGGGCAGAGGUCAGCACACAAUCUAGCACAGAAGACGGCGACACGAGUACACGCGCACGGGCAACGGAACACAUGGGCGAACACAUGGGCGACACGAGCACACGCACACGCAUGGAUACAAAUACAUCCACUACAUCACAAGGGGUAACGGAACACUUGAGCGAACACAUGGGCGAACACAUGGGCGACACGAGUACACGCACACGCAUGGACACAAAUACAUCCACUACAUCACAAGGGGCAACGAAACACAUGGGCGACACGAGUACACGCACAUGCAUGUUCACAAAUACAUCCACCACAUCACAAGCACCAAUGGGUAAACCUAUACCUAUGGCUCCAAGUAGUGUACCUAAAUCUAUUGGAAUGGACUUCGAUGUUAGCCAUAGGACUAUCCUACCGGACUGUACAGCAGAUGACGAAUUGAGCUUAGCAGCAUGUCCUUUCUGCCUAAUGGGUAGUAAGAACGGAGAGGAGGGGAGUGGAAGCAGCGGUGCGUGUUACUAUUGUCAACAUGGGCCCAUGGAUAUAAUCACUCACGUAAACAGAUUGGAAUUCGCAAACUUACAACACACUAAUGAGGAACUAGAACAUCAAGAAACUAUAAGGGAUCUAAACAACGUAGUGGUUAUCAGUGAGCAUCGAGGUGCUAUGCGUUUGGAUAUGGAUAUAGAAGAACCUAGCGUAGGAGGUCGGAAUGGAGGUCAGAAUGGAGGGGUUCCGCAGUAUUUCCCUGGAGAUGAAAAAGAGGAUGGUCAUGUCAGGCAAGAUAAUGUGCAGGGGGCAGCAGAUGAAGAAUGGUUAGCACUAUACAACAAGAAUCCUAAGCUAAUCGAGCGUCGGAUACAUGUAACUGUCAAGUUCAAUUUCGGCAACAAUACAAAAUCUUUUAAGGAUAGAGAUUUUAGAGGAUACAAAGAUGAUGAGUUCCGUGGACAUCCUCGAUAUCCCAAAGUUCGAACAGGCUAUACUUGAUAUGUCGAAUAGGGCGAUACUGGAUUGGAGAAGCAAGCCACAAACUGGUAAAAACGAU